AUGGCGGGAAGGGAGGGGGCGGCCGGCCCCGCCCUGGCGGUGCGCAGCGCCGCCCGCCGCGGCCUGGUCAAAAUGGCGGCCGCGGCCCUGACCCGGGAGGGUGGGGAGGAUGCUUUCCGCCGGCUCUUUCGCUUUUACCGGCAACGUGACGCGUUGGACUUGCGGGGUGUGGUGGAUUUCUCCGUGCCGGGGGGCCAGGUGUUCAGAUCACAGCUCAGUAUUUCUUCAGUCAGUGAUCAGGAUGCCUCCAGAGCAGGAUUACAACCAGUUAGCCAGUGGAAAGCCUAUGGCCUCAAUGGGUAUCCGGGGUUUAUUUUUAUACCAAACCCAUUCCUUCCGGGCUGCCAGCGUCACUGGGUGAAACAGUGUCUCAAGCUAUACCCCCAGAAACCUAAUGUCUGCAACCUGGACCUACACAUGGCUCCUGAGAAGACCAUUGACCUGUGGGGACAGAGCAAGGAGCAGCUGAGAAGGAAAGGUUCCAGUAAAUGGGAGCCCAGAAGCUUAUUGGAGAAGCUGCGCUGGGUGACCCUUGGUUACCAUUAUAAUUGGGAUACUAAGAAGUACUCAGCAAAUCACCACACUCCUUUCCCCUCAGACCUUGCGUUCCUUUCAGAACAAGUGGCUGCAGCCUGUGGGUUCCGGGGUUUCCAAGCCCAAGCAGGAAUCUUGAACUACUAUCAUUUUGACUCUUCACUGGGAAUUCAUGUGGAUGAGUCUGAACUAGACCAUUCUCGGCCCCUUUUAUCGUUCAGUUUUGGGCAAUCCUCCAUAUUUUUGCUUGGGGGCCUGAAGCGGGAGGAGGCCCCAACAGCAAUGUUCAUGCACAGUGGAGAUAUCAUGGUGAUGUCUGGCUUCAGCCGCCUGCUGUACCAUGCUGUCCCCCGGGUCCUCCCCAACCCUGAUGGGACAGCUUUGCCUUCAUGCCUGGAUCAAGUGCUUUCUUCAGACCUUCCUGUUGGCUCAGUCAUUGAGCACAGCUCUGAUGAGGAUUGGGAGGUCUGUGCCAAGUACUUGCAGUCUUCCCGCAUUAAUAUGACUAUUCGGCAGGUAUUGGCUGAGGGUCAGAAAUUUCCAGAGGAAUCUGGGACAAAUGGAGAGGGCCAAGCACCCUCUGAAGACAGUCACCAUCAGGAGAACAGCAGAGCCAAGAGACAUAAACCAAAUACAGAUAGCUGAGACCAGGACAUCACGCUGAUGUGGACUGGACAGGCAACCUGCAUACAGAAUUGGGAACUAAUGUACUCAUACUAGAAGUCACCUGUCUGUAUUGGGAUUAAUAACAUUCUGAAGAAUAAAUGUCCUUCUUGCUGAAAGAAAUAGGUUGGGAGAGAAGAAGUAUUUAAUAGGAAAAGAAGGGUAAGUUCAGGACUGGGUCUCAGAAGAUAACUCUAUUGCCAUUUUGUUGCAAACGUUUACUGGACGUGGUUCCCUUUAAAAUACCUGUCUGUCAGAGAAUAUUAAGCUCAGUUCAGUGAUGCUUGUAAAGUAUUUUGAAAUCAUUGGGCAGAAAUUGCUAGCAAAAUAUACAUAAUUGCUGUGUGUUAAAUAAUCCUACUGGGCUUGUAGAGCUGAGCUGAAGUGCAGUAACAAGUGUGACUGAGAAUAGGCUGCUAUGGGAGUGAGAUCUACCUGCAGCAGCACUUCCAAGAGAAUUACCUCUGCAGGAAAAAUCAGUUCAGUGAUCAGAAACUAGCAGCUCCCUCAAGCAACAGCUGCCAUAAGCUUGCUGUAGGCCUGUGCUCUCCUUUUGCCUGCUUGCACCCCCUCAGCUGCAGCAGAAACUUGCUCUUGUGGGUGGAACUGGACUUUUUUUUUUCAUACCUCGUAUUCUAGAGAGAAACAACUGGGGGCAACAUCUACUGAGAAUAUCUAGUAGCUCCCAGCUGAGUCUCCUCCCAGCGGUAUGUGACUAAGCCCUACAGCCCUAUUCUUUAAAAACUGUCCCCUCUUAAGUGGCUGCAGAUUAUGGUCUUCCAGUCCCAAGCCAGCAUCUUUUAAGGAACAGAAUGACUUGCAAGUAGAAGCAAUGGAGUUGUAAAUUAAGUACCUAAAAAAUUAAUCAGUGACUAUCUCUGUCACCCACAGAUAAAUAUAUUGAAACAAAGAAAAAACCCUAGCUUUUAUGCCAGCUCUCUUUAAGACUCAGACCUUCCUCCUUCCUAUCUGCUUUUUAAUGCAAUUUUAAUUGUUGGAGUGAAAUGCACUAUCCCUAGGGUAUUUUGUUGCACUUUCCCAAUGAAUAAACUUAUGCAGUUUUUAAAUUAAAGAUCUCUAUCAGUUU
Messenger RNA from Phalacrocorax carbo (great cormorant), 2284 nucleotides. Lineage: Eukaryota; Metazoa; Chordata; Aves; Suliformes; Phalacrocoracidae. The record is from RefSeq and is a predicted model, not a curated record.